GAACAAUGGAGACAGCAAAGAAGAAAGCUGUAGGUGGGAAGCGGUGUAUUGCGGCCGACUGCAGCAACACAAACACAGCCGGUGUUUCAUUGUUUACAUUCCCGGAAGAUGACAGUCAAGCUUUACCAUUGGCCUGUGGAGAACUGGGACAACAGAGACUCUUACCAGGAGGACUUUGAGUUGGAUGCACAGUCGCGGUACCCCCCGCCCACCUCCCUACCUCUGGAAGGAGGCGCCACCCAGCGGAAGAAGCUAUCAGCCCCCCGCAUCAGUCUCUCUCUGGACCAGAGCGAGGAUGACUUAGGGGAGACGCCGGAUGACCUUGACAUCAACGUGGAUGACAUUGACACUCCAGAUGAAGGCGAUUACCUGGACUGCACGGACCACGAGAUGGACGGGGACGAUCCCAGAGCAGCCAGUCGAAGUCGGACAAGCGAGUUGUACGACUCCAUUCCGACCUACGGCGGCGAGGAGGAGCGUCAGGACGGCAAACUAUGGCGGACGGUGAUCAUCGGUGAGCAGGAGCAUCGCAUCAACAUGAAGAUCAUCGAGCCGUACAUGCGAGUCAUCUCCCAUGGAGGCUAUUACGGCAACGGUGUGAACGCCAUCAUCAUGUUUGCCGCCUGUUUCCUGCCAGACAGCAACAGCGACGACUAUCACGAAAUCAUGGAGAAUCUUUUCCUGUUUGUGAUCAGUACCUUGGAGUUGAUGGUGGCAGAAGACUACAUGAUCGUGUAUUUAAACGGAGCCACGCCCCACAGAAGAAUGCCAGGCCUUGGUUGGCUGAAGAAAUGUUACCAGAUGAUCGACAGAAGGCUGAGGAAGAAUUUAAAAUCCUUCAUCAUUCUGCAUCCAUCUUGGUUCAUCAGGACCAUCCUUGCCAUCACCAAGCCUUUCAUCAGCACCAAGUUCAGCAGCAAGAUCAAAUACGUCAACAGUUUGGACGAGCUGCGAGAUCUCAUCCCUAUGGAAAACGUCAACAUCCCAGAGUGCAUCAUGAGACUUGACCAGGAACUGAAGGAAGCAGGCGAGAACUUCAAAGUGAAUAGUUUUUUGCUGGGAUCAGAGCCAACAGCUGCCGACACAACAGACAGAGCAGACCAAGCCGGUGCCAGCGGCCCUUAAAGUCACUGUCCUGUUGGGUGUACUUGUGUGUGUGUGCGCGUGUGUGUGUGUGUGUGUGUGUUAAAAAAUAUUACAUUUUAGAGUUGAAUGUGACAGCUGGUAAUAGGAAUAAGUCCCAUGCACACAUGGAGGAACAGUAGAUGUUAUUCCCAUGGAAUACAUCGGCACUCUCGAUCUACAGUAGUGUGUUUUGUUUUGUGUUGUUGUUGUUGUUGUUGUCGUGUGCAUGACAGGAAGUGAAGCAAUAAUAUCACCCUGCUCACACACACAUAUCACUUCUAUCAGGAUGUCACCUUUUCAGAAUAAGAUUGUGACUAAAACAAAGACAACAACAAAAAUAGUGCAUAAAAGUCGCAACGCAGAACUUGAUUUAAUGGAGCCUCCCUGGACACUUCAUUAGGUACACAUCCCAUUACUGUUGUGGUUUGGCAUCAUUUUGACUACUGUUUUUUUUUAUAUUUUAUUCUAAUUUUAAUUUUUUUUUUCUAGAAUAUUAGAAACUUUCUAAACUUUUUUGAAAAUGUAUGUAAAAUAUUUAGAAAACAUUAUUAUUAUUAUUAUUAUUAUUAUUUUUUGCUACAGUAGUGUCGAAUUCCACUGCAUCAAACGACAGCAAGUUCCCCCAAAAAUGUAAUAAUAAGCUAAAAUCUAAAAUAUUAUACAUUUGAUCAUUUUUCAUUCUAAAAAUAUUUUUUAAAUAUACUAAAAACUUGACAAUAAUUUUAUUUUAAUAUACUUAAACAUAUUUAAAAAUAUAUAAGUUUAAGAUUAUUUUAAAAAUAGUUUUUGUGGUCCAAAAAUGUACUGAAAAAAAUUAUCUAAAAUAUUAUACUUUGAUAUUUUAUUCUAAAAAAAGUUUUUGUUACAUACAUUUUUAACACCCUAUCACACUAAUUAAAAAAUAUAUGUAUUAUUUUUUUCAAAUGAGAUUCUUGUGGUUUACACAUUCACUGCAUCUUACUGAUAAUAAAUAAAAAAUAGUCUAAAAUAUUAUAAACUUAAACAUUUUUCAUUCUAAAAACAUGUAUUAAAACUAUUUUAAUGAUGUAACGGUAUGUUUAAGAUUUUUUUUAUAAAUAGUUUGUAGUAGUCUACAAAUUAACAGCAUCAUACUGACAGCAGUUUCCAAAAAUGUAAUGAAAAAAAUUAUCUAAAAUAUUAUACAUUUGAUAUUUUAUUCCAAAAAAAGGAUGUUACAUACAUUUUUAACACCCUAUCACACAUUUAAAAAAAAAUAUAUAUAUAUUUUUUAAUGAGAUUCUUGUGGUUUACACAUUCACUGCAUCUUACUGAUAAUAAAUAAAAAAUAGUCUAAAAUAUUAUAAACUUAAUAAUUUUUCAUUCAAAAAAUAUGUAUUAAAGUAUUUUAAUGAUGUACUGUAUGUUGAAGAUAAUUUUUUAAAUAGUUUGUAGAGGUCUACAAAUUAACGGUAUCAUACUGACAGCAAUUUCUGAAAAAUGUAAUGGAAAAAAAACAUCAACAAAUUAUAAGUUUGAUAUUUCAAUUAAAAAAAAGUAUGUAGUAGUAACAGAUAUUUUUAACACCCUAUAACACAUAUUUAAAAAUAUAUAUAUUAUUUUUUUCAAAUGAGAUUCUUGUGGUUUACACAUUCACUGCAUCUUACUGAUAAUAAAUAAAAAUUGUUUAAAAUAUUAUAAACUUAAUAAUUUUUCAUUCUAACAAUAUGUAUUAAAACUAUUUUAAUGAUGUAACUGUAUGUUGAAGAUGAUUUUUAAAUAGUUUGUAGAGGUCUACAAAUUAACGGUAUCAUACUGACAGCAAUUUCCGAAAAAUGUAAUGGAAAAAAAACAUCAAAAAAUUCUAAGUUUGAUAUUUCAAUUAAAAAAAAAGUAUGUAGUAGUAACAGAUAUUUUUAACACCCUAUAACACACAUUUAAAAAUUGUUAUAAAUAUAUCGGUUGUUGUGGUAUACAAAUUCACUGCAUCUUACUUAUAGCAUUUUUUCAUUUUUAAAAUAAUAUAAAAUAUUAUAUACUUGAUAAUUUUUCAUUCUAAAAAUAUUAGUUAAAACUAUUAAAAAUGUGUUUAAAUGUUUCAUUUUAAAACACAUUUUAAAUGAUAUAAUGGUAUGAUUAAGAUCAUUUUUAAAAUAGUUUGUAGUGGUCUACAAUUUCCAUGCAUCACUCUGACAACAGUUGCCAAAACAUUUUAUGAAAAAACAAAAAAAUAUAUAUACGGUAUUAUACCUUUCAUAUUUAAUUCUAAAAAUAUUGGUCAUAAAUAUUUUUAAAACCUUGUCACACAUAUAUAUAUAUAUAUAUAUAUAUAUAUAUAUAU
Molecule: messenger RNA, 3424 nt
Organism: Nerophis lumbriciformis (worm pipefish)
Lineage: Eukaryota; Metazoa; Chordata; Actinopteri; Syngnathiformes; Syngnathidae
Gene: prune2
Product: prune homolog 2 with BCH domain
Biological process (GO): apoptotic process
Cellular component (GO): cytoplasm
Source: RefSeq, a predicted model, not a curated record